Lacerta agilis (Sand lizard) is the source of this 756-nucleotide messenger RNA. It is a transcript of the gene FAM241B, whose product is annotated as family with sequence similarity 241 member B. Bases 218 to 586 code for a protein of 122 amino acids. The record is from RefSeq and is a predicted model, not a curated record. Gene Ontology annotation, cellular component: intracellular membrane-bounded organelle. Lineage: Eukaryota; Metazoa; Chordata; Lepidosauria; Squamata; Lacertidae. The transcript is spliced from 3 exons.
AAAAAACAACAACCAAGCUCUGUUACCAUAACUUGUAGCAGUGAGUCCCUUAAUUCUACUACCUGUGUUUUCUGCUUGCUUGUUAACUCUUACCCAUGCAAGGUAGGUCAGUAUUGCAACUGUAGAGGUGAGCCUGAGAGAGAAGUAGCGUGUCUAAGGCUGCCUGGUGAAUUCAAGCUGUAGGGGUGGCAAAGCAAACACCACACAACCCUUAAAGAUGGUGCGGAUUUUGGCCAACGGCGACAUCGUACAAGACGAUGACCCUCGAGUGCGGCAGAGCACUCAGAACAGGGGAAACUCUUCUCGACCGGGUUUUUCCAACAUGAACGCAGGCCCUGCUCCACAACAACACUACCGCCAACAGCAGCAGCAGCCUCAGGAUGGAGCAAGGCCAGGGGAGCGCUCUCUGCUUUCAGACAUCAAUCAACAGUUGGUGAACAUGGGAUUCCUCACAUGGAACCUUGGAAACCAGGUGGUGGAGCCAGUCAUGUCCAUCCUGCUGCUGCUCCUUCUCAUGAUGGUCGGCGUGCGUGGCCUACUCUUGGUGGGCCUCAUCUACGUUGUCUCUCACUUAAGCCAGCGAUGACAGGGACUUCUCUGCAAGCCAUGACUGCUGCUUGGCAGAUGGAGAGCCACAUUUCCUUGUCCGGUGUGUGAGCACAUGUUAGAGAGAGUGUGUGUGGGGUGUGUGUGUAAAAUGUGCCCCCGUUGUGUGUAUGCGUCCCCAUAUGGGCUCCCGCCCUCAAAUGUUAUGUA